CGUAAACCAAUCCUACCUACUCCGUAAUCUGCUUUGCCUCGUUUCUUCAUUGGACGGAAAAGUUCGUCACUGGUGACGAAACUUAUAAAUCGUAUGAUUCCGCCGAGAAAUAGUCAAAAUUCUCGCUCCUGAUUCACACUUUAGAAGCUUCUGGAUCAAUCCAAAACACCUGUUCUUGACGCGAUCCAGAAGUUCAUAGUACGUUUAAAGCUACACGGAAACCUCACUUUUUCCUAACCCAUAAAAUGGGCUCUGGAAAUGGAAAUUGACAUUUAUUCAAGAUUAUGUCAAAAAUGAAAAAUUGCGAGAAACCCCAUGUAGUGGCAGUGCCCUUUCCGGCACUGGGUCACACCAUUCCCUUUCUGGAUAUGGCAACGCUUCUGGCCUCCAAUGGCCUCACAGUCAGCUAUGUCACCACGCAGGCCAAUGCACACCGCGUAGAACAGCCCGUUUCAGAAGCCAUCUCGAAUGGUCUCGACAUUCGCCUCGUUGUGCUUCCCACGCCAGCCGUAAAGGGCUUACCAGUGGGCCUCGAGAGUUCAGAUCAAAUGCCAAUGGAGGCCUCGGACCUUAUUCGCGAACUUGCAGAAAAGCUUCAACAGCCCUUCAAUCGUUGGAUCGAGGGUCAAUUGGAACAAGAAACGAGUCCUCCGGUUUGUAUUAUCCACGAUCUGUUCAUUUUCUGGGCUCUGCAGUCCGCCCAAAAGUAUAAAUUGGCCACUGUUUUGUUCAACGCCUGCGGUGCCCUAGCCACGGUGAAUUUCGUUUUAGGUCGCUUUAAAUCUGUCGGCCAUGGCCUAGGAAUGCUGAUCAAUACUUUCCAUGAGCUGGAACCUGGGUAUAUGCAGCACUUGAAAAACGUAACAAAUAAGCCGGUUUGGGGAAUUGGCCCUGUUUUUCCUCCCAGGGGAUCGGCUAAGGUCGGCAUGCGAGGGAAAAUGGCGGACAUCGGCGAGAACGAGCUGGUUCGAUGGCUGGAUUCGCAAAGCCCCCGUUCUGUUGUGUAUGUUUCUUUCGGAAGCCAAACUUAUUUAUCUCCUCAGCAAACCAACGCCUUGGCUAGAGGCCUGGAAGCUAGCCAGCAGCCAUUUGUCUGGGCUAUCAAAGUGGCCCCGGCAUUCGAACCCGCGACCUCGGACUUCGCAGCUCGCGAUCGCGCAUAUUUCCCGGAGGAUUUUCAGGAGCGAACUAAGAACAGAGGGGUGAUCGUAUGGGGCUGGGCGCCUCAGCUUCUCAUUCUUUCUCACCCGUCUGUGGGUGCCUUUGCCAGCCACUGUGGAUGGAAUUCGACGCUUGAAAGCGUGAACUUGGGAAUUCCUUUAAUCGCCUGGCCCAUGUAUGGAGACCAACCCUUCAAUUCGAAGCUGAUUGAAGACUUGGGUGCGGCGAUUCCCUUCUGCCAGAAUAGAUAUGCUAUUCCUGAUGCAGAGAGAGUUAAGGAGGUUGUCAGAACGGUGUUAAUUGAAGACAAGGGUAAGGAAAUGAGAAAGAGUGCAGAGAAAAUGAAGGAGGCGGCAAGAAAAGCUGUGGAAGAAGUGGGAUCUUCCAGAGCAGACUUGCAAGCUUUUGUUAAUGCUGUACACGAACUCCAUUCCAGACUGGGGAAGAACAAGAGAGAGAAACACAAGUGUUGCUGAGGAUUCUUAUGCUAAGAUUUCGCAGUCAACCAAUGGAAAUAGAAAUGGAUAUUUUUGGGCCUACAUAUGAUUUAUAGUACAUGGAAUUAUCUUAUAUUCUAUCUUUUCUAAGAAUUUGAUAUUCUGAUCUGACUUUUUUUUAUUGAA
This is a messenger RNA of Cryptomeria japonica (Japanese cedar), 1784 nucleotides long. RefSeq names its product UDP-glucosyl transferase 73B2. The record is from RefSeq and is a predicted model, not a curated record. The transcript has a single exon. NCBI's taxonomy places the organism in Eukaryota, Viridiplantae, Streptophyta, Pinopsida, Cupressales, Cupressaceae. Gene Ontology annotation, molecular function: UDP-glycosyltransferase activity. The coding region runs from base 285 to 1637 and encodes 450 amino acids.